GACGCAGGUUUUGGUCUCUUUCUAAGACGAGCGACGCGAGCUUUGGCCUACAUAUACACUCCCCAUCCCAGCACACCAGUUUCGUGUACCUUCUUCCCUCACUCCUCUCAUUUCUUCUCCGCUCGUUUUCAAUCUAUUCAUAUAAUCACCCCCAAAAACUCUCUCUCUCCCUCUUUCUCUCUCUGGAGAAGAAGAUGGAGAUGGCUGACCAGAAGACCGUGGCUAAAGAUGCCGUCUCCAACAACGGCGUCGAACGGAAGUCGAUCGAGGACUUCGAUCCUCCGGCGAAGCCGCGCCGGAACAAGUAUGCCCUCGCCUGCGCCAGCUUGGCCUCCAUGACCUCCGUUUUGCUCGGUUAUGAUAUAGGAGUGAUGAGUGGAGCGGUCUUAUACAUACAGAAGGACCUGAAGAUAACCGACGUGCAAGUGGAGGUCUUGACGGGGAUCCUCGCUGUGUACUCGCUUCUUGGGUCGGCGAUGGCAGGGCGAACCUCCGAUUGGAUCGGCCGCCGCUACACCAUCGUCUUGGCUGGGGCCAUCUUCUUCGCCGGGGCCCUCCUCAUGGGCUUCGCCCCCAACUACGCUUUCCUCAUGUUUGGCCGCUUCGUCGCUGGCAUCGGCGUCGGCUACGCCCUCAUGAUCGCCCCCGUCUACACCGCCGAGGUCUCCCCUGCCUCCUCCCGCGGCUUUCUCACCUCCUUCCCCGAGGUGUUCAUCAACGUCGGCAUCCUCCUUGGCUAUAUCUCUAACUAUGCCUUCUCCAAGCUUCGCCUCAACCUCGGGUGGCGUAUGAUGCUUGGCGUGGGAGCAAUCCCCUCGGUCCUCCUUGCGUUUGUGGUCCUCGUCAUGCCCGAGUCCCCCCGGUGGCUCAUCAUGCAGGGCCGCCUGGGCGACGCAAAGCGUGUCCUAGCCAGGACGUCCGACUCCAAGGAGGAGGCCGCGCUCCGGCUUGCCGACAUCAAGGAGGCUGCUGGCAUCCCUGAGGAGUGCAACGAAGAUGUUGUCAAGGUCACCAAGCGGAGCACUGGGGAAGGCGUGUGGCGCGAUCUCCUCCUCCACCCGACCCCGUCAGUCCGCCACGUCCUCAUAUGCGCUGUUGGCAUCCACUUCUUCCAACAAGCCUCUGGCAUCGACGCCGUCGUCCUCUACAGCCCUCGCAUCUUCAAGAAGGCCGGCAUCACCUCCUCUGACAAAUUGCUCGUCGCCACCAUUGCGGUCGGCUCUGUAAAGACAAUGUUCAUCCUCGUUGCCACCUUCCUCCUUGACCGAGUUGGGAGGCGGCCGUUGUUGUUGACCAGUGUUGGCGGGAUGAUCGUCUCGCUUGCCUCUCUUGGAAUGUGCCUCACCAUCAUCGACCACAGCCACACGAAACUCAUGUGGGCGGUUGUUAUGUGCAUCACGUCAGUGUUGUCCUAUGUGGCGUUCUUCUCUAUCGGAAUGGGGCCAGUCACGUGGGUGUACAGCUCAGAGAUCUUCCCGCUAAGAUUGCGUGCGCAGGGGUGUGCGAUCGGUGUCGGCAUGAACCGUGUGACGAGUGGAGUGUUAUCGAUGACGUUCAUAUCACUAUAUAAGGCGAUCACCAUCGGUGGGGCCUUUUUCUUGUUCAUGGGGAUCGCAUGCGUCGCGUGGGUGUUUUUCUACACGUUUAUGCCAGAGACGCAGGGGCAUACGCUGGAGGAGAUGGAGCAGUUUUUUGGUAAAUACACACAGUGGAGGUCCGUGGCCAGGGAGUUGGAGAUGCGAAAGAACAAAGCGGUGGUCAAUGGUGACGGAGUUAGUGGCGAGGGGCAGUUAGAGAAAUGAUUAUAAGGUGGGGAGUAUCUGAUAGAUAUGAAUGCCCUUGUUAGGGUUUUUAGAGUAAUUAUACGUAAUAUGAAUUGGUUGAUGAUUGCUGACCAUGGACAACGAGGAAAAGGGUUGCUUCUUGUUUGACAUUUUUAAGAAACAUAAACGAAUUACUACGAUGAAUUUUAAAAGAAGAAGCCAAGAGAAAUUCCUUGGGAAAUUUAAUUCCCGUUGGAAUAAGAAAUCUACCCUUUUUCCUUUGAUA
Molecule: messenger RNA, 2049 nt
Organism: Syzygium oleosum
Lineage: Eukaryota; Viridiplantae; Streptophyta; Magnoliopsida; Myrtales; Myrtaceae
Product: polyol transporter 5-like
Exons: 3
Coding region: 195-1802 (535 amino acids)
Biological process (GO): transmembrane transport
Cellular component (GO): membrane
Molecular function (GO): carbohydrate:proton symporter activity
Source: RefSeq, a predicted model, not a curated record